Messenger RNA from Salvelinus fontinalis (brook trout), 2636 nucleotides. RefSeq lists its product as uncharacterized. The transcript has 2 exons. Bases 503 to 1396 code for a protein of 297 amino acids. Gene Ontology annotation, biological process: regulation of autophagy. Lineage: Eukaryota; Metazoa; Chordata; Actinopteri; Salmoniformes; Salmonidae. The record is from RefSeq and is a predicted model, not a curated record. Gene Ontology annotation, cellular component: mitochondrion.
AUUUUGCACAUGAUUAAGCUCAGCCACAGAAUGAGAUGGAGGUGCUAUUUUUAGCCGGCUAAGGGAGGAGAGGGAAAGCAGGGAAGCGAGAGAGAAAAGGGGGUGGGGACAAGUCAUUAUUUUCGUGCUGUAGCUGUAGCUGGGGAGAGAUUGGAGAUCACCAGUUGGUUGGAGGCAGCUUGACUAGAGGCAGCGUGGUUGGAGAUCACCAGUUGGUUGGAGGCAGCUUGACUAGAGGCAGCGUGGUUGGAGAUCACCAUUUGGUUGGAGGCAGCUUGAAUAGAGGCAGCGUGGUUGGAGAUCACCAGUUGGUUGGAGGCAGCUUGACUAGAGGCAGCGUGGUUGGAGAUCACCAGUUGGUUGGAGGCAGCUUGACUAGAGGCAGCUUGGUUGGAGAUCACCAUUUGGUUGGAGGCAGCUUGACUAGAGGCGGAGAGAGGGGUGAGAGCAGGCAACGGAGACGAGCAAACGACACCACCUGAAAGACAGAUAAGACACAGGCAUGCGUCCCCGCUCCAGACUCCUGGCUAAGAGGGGCCUACCCACCAUCAGGGAGGGAUAUGAGGAGCUGGUACAGGACAUGAACCAGGCCAACAGCCUCCACCUCCCUCCCCAUGGCCAGGUCCACUCCUCUCUGUCUACCCAGGACUACUUCCUGUCCAUCUGUCAGCUCGCCCGCCCAACCUUCCCCCUGGCCCAACCUGACUGUGACAUCCUCACUGUGAGCUCUAUGGCCUCUCUGAGGCCCUGCCUGAGGCUGCACAGACUGAGGGACCCUGUGCCACUCUGUCAGCCUCUGAUUUCCAACGUCAGCAACCACACACAGUUAGAGCAGGAGGAGAGUCAGAGUGAGUGUAGUGGCCUAGAGAGAGUGGUGAAUGUCAGCUCAGGUCAGACCUCCAGUAGGGUUCUCCCCAGUGUCUCGGACCCCCUAGAGUUAAUCUACGGUCAUGGGGAGGCACUCCUCUUAGCUGCCUGUCGCGCCCCUGACUCACAGGGCUGUAAGGGUGAGGGGAGAGAGAGUGUGACCCAGCGUCGAUCACAACCCCCACUACGCGCCGACAGUUUCCCACGUAUGUGUUCCACGCCUCUGACACAGCACAAAGGCAGCUGCCCUGACCUCUGCCUGAUGGACCCCUCUGACCAAGAGAAGCCAAACCCUGACCCUGCUCCACCACAGACAUCUUCAUCAGACCAGCAGAAACCUGAUGCCUCCAGCUCACUCUCCUGGAGGUUCCAGAACGACUCAGACAGGGCCCCUGCUGGUGUGAGGGGGAAGUGCACUCGCUACAUGGACAAACACACAAUGGUAUCACACUGGAUUGCUGACUGUCGCUCGGCCUGGAGAGAAGCCAGAGUCAGGGUGUGCAUGCUUCCUGCCAUAGCAGAGAUGUAGACGCGUGGAUCAGGUACAACCCUGUAAAGCCCUGCUGAGUAUUGUACAUAAUUGAUCCUUGAUGUACUAUACGACCCACUUGAUUGGUAUGUUUGGACAAUGCAGGCCCAUAUUGCAACAUCUUCUCCUCAAUGAGUUUUCAUACCAGACCUUUUUUUUUAACAGUUUGUAGUUUAAGACAUAUUGUAAACUAGCGUAUGCCUCACAAAAUAUCACAGUCGGUGGAAAGUUGAUCAUGCCUAUGGAAGACAUCAGCGUUAGGGUAGCCUCUGGAAUCCAGGCUUCUUACAGUAGUUGAACGAGACAGGAUUUUGGCAGACUAGUAUUUGGGUGAAUAAAGAUAUGUGGAAAAUAUGCUUACAUUUUCUAAGAGGAUUAUGUACAAAGACCAAUAAUGAAAAAACAUGACAGAUCCUAAUCUUUCCGGUGUAGCGAGUGAGUGAUUCCAUAACUAUCGCACUCCGUUCUUUGCUAAUGAUAACUCUGGUCAAAUCCUGUUUGCAGCUGAAACAGGAAAACCAUUCUACUUCUAGAGUUUCAUAACAAGUGAAAUGGUACAGUGUUAGAAUCAGAGCUGAAGAAAAUGUGAUCCUAUAGCUAGUUCAGGCUCCCUGUAUUAUAUUUAAACUCAGAUUAUUCCCAGUGGUUCUGAAAGUGUUUCUUGUGAUUUCCUCUCACCUGUAUGAUAUAUGAGUUAUGCAAUGACAAAGUAGGUGUGUGCAAAACUGAUCAGUCUAUUUCAAUCUUCCACUUAAUAAAGCCAUGAUGAAAUAGUACAGAUAUGUUCAAUCAUAUCAUGUAAUUCCCACUGAGUGAAACAGCAUGUGAGAUUGUUGUAUUUGACUUUUUGAUUGUGUGUUCUAAUGGUCCUCAAAAUAUAUCAAUUGAAAGACAAUAUUAUCAUUGACUUGUAAAUGGUUGAGAGCGCAGUCAUGCUCCCGAGUGGCGCAGCGGUCUAAGGCACUGUAUUGCAGUGCUAGAGGUGUCACUACAGACCCCGGUUUGUUUCCAGGCUAUGUCACAACCGGCCCGUGAUCAGGAGUCCCAUAGGACGGCGCACAUUGGCCCAGCAUUGUUUGGGUUAGGGGAUGGUUUGGCCAGGGGUGGUAGGCUGUCAUUGUAAAUAAGAAUUUGUUUGUAACUGACUUGCCUGGUUAAAAAACAUUAUUUGAUCAUGUAUAGUAUGGCUUUUGUACCUCUUUCCAUUGUUGACCAGUAAUCUAAUAAAUUAUGUGUUUCA